This is a messenger RNA of Drosophila grimshawi, 854 nucleotides long. RefSeq names its product acylpyruvase FAHD1, mitochondrial. NCBI's taxonomy places the organism in Eukaryota, Metazoa, Arthropoda, Insecta, Diptera, Drosophilidae. The transcript is spliced from 4 exons. Bases 139 to 831 code for a protein of 230 amino acids. The record is from RefSeq and is a predicted model, not a curated record. Gene Ontology annotation, molecular function: acetylpyruvate hydrolase activity. Gene Ontology annotation, cellular component: mitochondrion.
AAGCUUUAUGAACCGCCGAUCUAGUUCACUGUUGAUCACUCGAUCUUGAUGUUAUUUAAUUUCUAUUGAUAAACAAUUUUAGGCAGAGGGGCACGUCUCCAGAUAACCUUGGGACCCAAUUAAUAUAGCGUUGACGCAAUGGUGCGCCUUUCCGCUCGUUGCCUCAUGGCCUGCCAACGCAGCCAGGAUGCUGCCAACUUUGUAUUUGAGGGCAAGAAGAUUAUUGGAGUUGCACUUAAUUAUAUGUGCGCUGUCAAUGCCAGGAAAGUGCCGGUGCCCAAGGAGCCAAUUGUUUUUUUGAAACCAACAACUUCUUAUAUACGCGAGGGCUCCCCGAUCGUGUUACCCAAAGUGUUCACCAAGGUUGCCUACGAAGUGGAACUGGGCGUCAUCAUCGGAUCGCGUUGCAAGAACGUCUCGAGAGAGCAAGCAAUGCAACAUGUUGGCGGCUAUUGCUUGGCUCUGGAUCUAACCGCCCAAUGUAAUCUGACUGCGGCACGUGCAACUGGCGGCUCCUGGACACUGGGCAAGGGAUUUGAUACCUCAACGCCUGUCUCUCGCCUAAUACCCCUGGAUGCUGUCAAUGAUCCCCAUGCGCUGCCCCUGUGGCUGAAGGUUAAUGGGGAAGUACAGCAGAGUGGUUGCACCGCAGAUCUGGUAUUCAAAGUGCCGGACAUUAUUGCCUAUGUCUCAAAAUAUAUGACUUUGGAGCCCAAUGAUCUGAUACUCACAGGCACACCACAUGGAUCCGAUGCCUUCAAAGCUGGCGAUGUCAUCGAGUGUGGCCUGGCAGAUCUAGCCACCAUGAAGUUCAACGUGUGCGAUGAAUAAAUUCAGACUUAUCUUACAACUAA